AUGUCCAUGGAUAACAAAGUCUCAGAAGAGCUGACGAAUGUUAGGACUGUUGAGCAGAUACCCGUGUCCUCCACUUGCAUUCCACGAAAGGACGACAUUUCAAAUUGGCCUCAUUUGAGAGACGUCGAGUUGUUGGAGCCCAGUGUGUCAGAUGUUGUUCUAAUAAUUGGUCUUAAAGAGAAGCCUACACUGUUUAUCCCAUUAGAGCGCAGAUCAGGUGGAGAUAGCGAGCCGGUAGCAGUGCGAUAUUCCCUGGGUUGGACAGUUAUGGAUCCUCUGAGCGGGACACGAGUUGAUGAGCGUUGUUCCGUCAACUUCGUUCGCCUUGGAAACAAAGAGUUUUACGUUGAU
Porites evermanni is the source of this 351-nucleotide messenger RNA. Lineage: Eukaryota; Metazoa; Cnidaria; Anthozoa; Scleractinia; Poritidae. The record is from the annotation of a GenBank genome assembly.